CCUCUGCUCUCAGCCAUGAUCGCCAGACAGCAAAGCGUCCGAGGAGCAGCCCGGGGCUUUAGCGGUGGCUCAGCCAUUGCUGGAGGAGUCAAGAGGGUGGCCUUCAGCUCGGCCUCCAUGUCUGGGGGUGCAGGCCGCUGCUCCUCGGGGGGCUUCGGCAGCAGGAGCCUCUACAACCUCGGGGGCCACAAGAGCAUCUCCAUGAGCGUGGCAGGGUCCUGCCAAGGUGGUGGCUAUGGGGGUGCCAGAGGCUUCGGCAUCGGAGGCUUCGGUGCUGGUGGCUUUGGCGGUGGCUUCGGAGGCUCCUUCAAUGGUCGAGGUGGUCCUGGCUUUCCUGUCUGUCCUGCUGGAGGGAUUCAGGAGGUCACCAUCAACCAGAGCCUGCUGACACCUAUCCAGGUGGAGAUUGACCCAGAGAUCCAGAAAGUCCGCACUGCAGAGCGGGAGCAGAUCAAGACCCUCAACAACAAAUUUGCUUCCUUCAUCGACAAGGUUCGGUUUUUAGAGCAACAGAACAAGGUCCUGGAGACCAAAUGGAACCUCCUCCAGCAGCAGACAACCACCACAUCCCCCAGGAACCUGGACCCUUUCUUUGAGACUUACAUCAAUGCCUUGAGGAAGAAUCUGGACAGUUUGACAAAUGACAAAGGACGCUUGCAGUCAGAGCUGAAGCUCAUGCAGGACAGCGUGGAGGACUUCAAGACCAAGUAUGAAGAUGAGAUCAACAAGCGCACAGCCGCAGAGAACGACUUCGUGGUCCUCAAGAAAGACGUGGACGCUGCCUACAUGAUCAAGGUGGAGUUAGAGGCCAAGGUGGACAGCCUUAAGGAUGAGCUCAACUUCCUGAGGGUCCUCUACGAAGCGGAGCUGUCCCAGAUGCAGACACACGUCUCAGACACCUCUGUGGUACUGUCCAUGGACAACAACCGGAACCUGGACCUGGACAGUAUCAUCGCUGAGGUCCGCACUCAGUACGAGGAAAUUGCUCGGAGGAGCAAGGCUGAGGUCGAGUCCUGGUACCAGAUCAAGGUCCAGCAGCUCCAGAUUUCAGCUGACCAACAUGGCGACAGCCUGAAGAGCACCAAGAAUGAGAUCUCAGAGCUUAACAGGAUGGUCCAGAGGCUGCGGGCAGAGAUUGAGAACAUCAAGAAGCAGUGCCAGACCCUGCAGGCAUCUGUGGCUGAUGCGGAGCAGCGUGGGGAGCUGGCCCUCAAAGAUGCCUACAGCAAACGCACAGAGCUGGAGGCCGCCCUGCAGAAGGCCAAGGAGGACCUGGCCCGGCUGCUGCGCGACUACCAGGCGCUCAUGAACGUCAAGCUGGCCCUGGACGUGGAGAUCGCCACCUACCGCAAGCUGCUGGAGGGCGAGGAGUGCAGGAUGUCUGGAGAAUGCCAGAGCGCCGUGAGCAUCUCGGUAGUUGGCGGCAGCGCCAGCAUUGGCGGCAGCGCCGGCAUCGGCCUUGGCCUGGGAGGCGGUUUUGGCUCUGGUUCCGGUUCUGGAAGCGGCUUUGGGUUUGGUGGUGGUGUCUAUGGCGGUUCCGGUUCCAAGAUCACCUCUACCACCACCAUAACCAAGAGGUCCCAGCGAUAG
This is a messenger RNA of Psammomys obesus (fat sand rat), 1590 nucleotides long. It is a transcript of the gene Krt4, whose product is annotated as keratin 4. The transcript has 9 exons. Gene Ontology annotation, molecular function: structural constituent of skin epidermis. Gene Ontology annotation, biological process: intermediate filament organization; keratinization. NCBI's taxonomy places the organism in Eukaryota, Metazoa, Chordata, Mammalia, Rodentia, Muridae. The record is from RefSeq and is a predicted model, not a curated record. Bases 16 to 1590 code for a protein of 524 amino acids. Gene Ontology annotation, cellular component: keratin filament.